AUGUUUUCAGGAGGUUUCAAAGGAUUUAGUGGUUUUCCAUUUGGAGGAGCAGAAGAAGAAAGUUCUACAUCAUAACCUUAAAAUGUUGAUAAUAAAUCAUUGUAUGAAUUAUUGGGAGUUCAACCAGGUGCCACAACAGAUGAAGUCAAGAAGGCUUUUAGAAAAAAGGCAGUCAGAGAACAUCCAGAUAAAGGAGGAGAUCCAGAAAAGUUUAAAAAAUUAACAGAAGCCUAUGAGAUACUGUCGAAUCCUGAGAAGAAAGACCUCUAUGAUAGGUUUGGGAUGGAAGGAGUGAAAAAUGGUGGAGGAGGAGGAGAUAUGUCAGAUAUAUUUAGUCAUUUCUUUGGAGGAGGUCGUAAAGAAUCAGGUCCAAAAAAAAUGAAGGCUAAAUUAAGAGAAUUAGAAGUGACCUUAGAAGAUGUGUAUGAAGGAAAGAUCAUUCAUCUUAAACAUCAGAGAAAGAGAGUUUGUGAGGGAUGUGAUGGAAAGGGAGGAGCUAACUCUAAAUAAUGUUCAACUUGUAAGGGCAAAGGAGUUGUUUAAAAAUUAACAAUGUUAGGUCCAGGAAUGUAUUCGCAAUCAAGUGGACCUUGCUCAGAUUGCAGAGGUGAGGGUACCAUUUUCUCAGAGAAGGAUAGAUGCAAGAAAUGUUAAGGAAAUAAAGUGAUUGAUGUGGAGAAAGUUGUGGAGAUCCCUUUAGAGAAAGGUGUGCCUGAAGAACAUGACUAUUAAUUUUAUGGAGAAUCAGAUGAAUAUCCUGGAGUGAUGGCUGGGGAUUUGUAUGUAAGAAUUAGAAUAAAGAAACAUCCAAUGUAUGAAAGGAGAGGAGCAGAUCUAUAUACAACCAAAAAGAUUACAUUAUUAGAGGCUUUAACUGGCUGUUAAUUUACACUUAAAUUCUUGGAUGGAUCUUAUCUUAAUGUAUCCACAAAACCAGGAGAAGUUAUCUCUCCAAAUAGUUUUAGAACUAUCAAACAUAAGGGUAUGCCAUUCUACAAAGAUGCUAUGCAAGAAGGAGAUCUCCAUAUCUAAUUCGAAAUUGAAAUGCCCACUGAAUUAAAAUAAGAGCAAAUCAAUGUUCUCAAAAAUAUUUUACCUAAACCAAUUGAAAGUAAAGUAAAAUUUGACCCCAAUAAACGAAUCUUUUUGGAAGAAUAUGAUGUUAAUAAUCUUAAUUCUAAUCCAGAAGGGGGGAAGAGAGAGGAGGAUGAAGAGGACAGUCAACCAAGAGGUCAAAGGGUUUAGUGUGCUUAAUAAUGA
Molecule: messenger RNA, 1260 nt
Organism: Paramecium tetraurelia
Lineage: Eukaryota; Ciliophora; Oligohymenophorea; Peniculida; Parameciidae
Exons: 4
Biological process (GO): response to heat; protein refolding
Cellular component (GO): cytoplasm; cytosol
Molecular function (GO): ATP binding; Hsp70 protein binding
Source: RefSeq, a predicted model, not a curated record